AUGUUUUUUUUACUCGCGUUGUCCAUAUUCCCGCUGGCUCUGGCUAAUUCUCCAGUUGUGAAUUUAAGCUACGCCAAAUAUCAGGGUCGUUCGAACUCGGGAAUCUCGCAAUGGCUUGGGAUGCGCUACGCUGCUGCACCCGUGGGCGAUUUGCGAUUCGAGGAGCCUGAGGACCCUUCCUCGGUUACGGGGGUUCAGCAGGCGACACAGCAUGGAUCGCUCUGUAUUCCAGUUGCUGGAAAGCGAGAUACAGCUGUACCUUCUAAUACGGCCGAAGAUUGUCUUUUCAUAGAUGUCUAUGCCCCCACGGAAGCAGUCACUUCAAAGGCUUCCUUGCCAGUUUAUUUCUUUAUUCAAGGGGGUGGCUUUUCUGCCCUGUCGAAUCCAAACUAUAACGGAUCCGGUCUAAUUCAAGCGUCCGGAAAUAACAUUGUUGUGGUCACCUUCAACUAUCGCGUUGGGCCAUAUGGAUUCCUGGCUUCUGACGAAGUGGUGCAGGGUGCCAGUCUGAAUAAUGGAUUGAAAGAUCAACUCAAGGCACUUGAAUGGGUGCAAAAACACAUCAGCAAGUUUGGGGGAGAUCCAGAACAUGUUGUUAUCGGUGGUGACAGUGCCGGCGGCGCAUCGGUCACUUUCUUGCUCUCUGCCUAUGGUGGACGAGAUGAUGGACUAUUCAUUGGAGCCGCCGCCGAAUCUCAGAGCUUCGGAACUGUGCUGAACGUGUCCGAGAGUCAGGUUGCGUAUAACAGACUGGCAGCCCGAACAGGCUGCAACAGUACUGAAAAUACACUGGCAUGUCUUCGCGACCUUGACGUUAGUACUCUACAGAGCGAAAACAUCGUCACGCCUCUACCAGGUGCCACAGGAAAUCCAUUAUACCUAUAUAGCCCGACAAUCGACGGAGAUCUAGUCCAAGACUACACAUACGCACUCUUCGAGCAAGGACGAUUUAUCAAGGUCCCCGUGAUAUUCGGCGACGACACAAAUGAAGGCACAAUUUUCGUUCCCGUCGGAACUUCGAGCGUUGCCCAAGCAGACACAUUUAUUAAAAACCAAUUCCCUGCCAUGACAAAGGAGCAAAUGGCCAAGGUCAACAGCUUGUAUCUCAACAAGAACCAGACACAGAACUUCCCUAAUGCCGGUGCUUAUUGGCGACCUGGCAGCAAUGCAUAUGGCGAGCUCCGUUACAUCUGUCCAGGAAUCCACAUGUCCUCCAUAUACUCCGCUGCAGGUGUUCCAACUUGGAAUUAUCACUACGCCGUUGUGGAUCCCGAAAGUACCGCCUCGGGAUUCGGGACAUCCCACACAGUUGAAGUGAAUGCCAUCUGGGGUCCGGACUAUGUCAGCACGAAUCCACCAGACUCGUAUUACACUAGCAAUGCAGCUAUUGUUCCUGUCAUGCAGGGUUACUGGACAAGUUUUAUUCGGUCUUUGAAUCCGAAUACCCACCGGGACUCCUCUAGUCCUACAUGGCGCAACUGGGGAGAGGGAAGUGAUGCUUAUAAGCGCAUUUUUCUGCGAACAAAUCAGACAAAAAUGGAGACCGUGCCGGCAAAACAGCAGGAGCGUUGUAAUUAUCUGAUUAGCAUUGGGGUCGAGUUGGGACAGUAG
Molecule: messenger RNA, 1611 nt
Organism: Penicillium verhagenii
Lineage: Eukaryota; Fungi; Ascomycota; Eurotiomycetes; Eurotiales; Aspergillaceae
Exons: 3
Coding region: 1-1611 (536 amino acids)
Source: RefSeq, a predicted model, not a curated record